AUGAAAUCUAGAAUCACAAGCAGAGAAAUUGUGAUAGCAGAAAACUCUAGAUUACAAGUACGAAUUUAUGAAUUGCAAUACAGAAUUAAUGCUCUGAAUGCCGAUAAAGAUGAAUUGAUUCGCAAAAAUACACAACUAAGAAAUAGAAAUGAAGAGAUUACAAAUAAAAAAAAUCAACUUGAAACAGAUAACAUUCAAAUUUGUGCAGCAAAUAAAAAUUUAACACAAUUAAAUACUGCGUUACGAACUGUUUUAAGAGAUGCAGAAGAUAAGAAAGAUCAUUAUAAAGCUGCAAAUAUUAAAGAAUUUGAUGAUUUUAUUUCGAAUUUUGUAUUUGGAUUAUUUAAUAAUUUUACAUGGAUCACAAAUAAUCAAAAUAUGAAUA
Racocetra persica is the source of this 385-nucleotide messenger RNA. Lineage: Eukaryota; Fungi; Glomeromycota; Glomeromycetes; Diversisporales; Gigasporaceae. The record is from the annotation of a GenBank genome assembly.